Aethalodelphis obliquidens (Pacific white-sided dolphin) is the source of this 3574-nucleotide messenger RNA. It is a transcript of the gene DCAF6, whose product is annotated as DDB1 and CUL4 associated factor 6. The transcript is spliced from 21 exons. Gene Ontology annotation, molecular function: protein binding. Gene Ontology annotation, cellular component: cytoplasm; Cul4-RING E3 ubiquitin ligase complex. Gene Ontology annotation, biological process: positive regulation of transcription by RNA polymerase II. The record is from RefSeq and is a predicted model, not a curated record. Lineage: Eukaryota; Metazoa; Chordata; Mammalia; Artiodactyla; Delphinidae. Bases 356 to 3175 code for a protein of 939 amino acids.
GCGAGAAAGGCUUGAAAGGGAGGGUGUCGAGAAUGAGGAGAGGGAGGAGUCGAGGCCGCCUCCGCCUCCUCCACCUCCUCCUGUAGGAGGGGGUGCUGAGGGAGGGAACAGUUGCUGAUCUCUGGAUGUUCUGGGUAGUCUUGAGCAGGAGAGUAUGAGGCGAGCUCAGGCCCGGGUGCGGCCGGGCUUCGGGGGCGAAGGCGCUGCCGCUGCCACCGCCAUCUAACUCGCUGCUACCGCGAGGCCCGGCGCGCGGAUGGUGCUGGUGCGGCUCGGGUGUUGAUCCGCGUGUCCCCUCCCCCCUUUCCCCUCCCCCACGCGGUGGUCUCCUCUCCUCCCCCGGCCCGGCGGAGCCAUGUCUCGAGGUGGCUGCUGCCCACACCUGUUGUGGGACGUGAGGAAAAGGUCCCUCGGGCUGGAGGACCCGUCCCGGCUGCGGAGCCGCUACCUGGGAAGAAGAGAAUUUAUCCAAAGAUUAAAACUUGAAGCAACCCUGAAUGUGCAUGAUGGCUGUGUUAAUACGAUCUGUUGGAAUGAGACUGGAGAAUAUAUCUUAUCUGGCUCAGAUGACACCAAGUUAGUAAUUAGUAAUCCUUACAGCAGAAAGGUUUUGACAACAAUUCGUUCAGGGCACCGAGCAAAUAUAUUUAGUGCAAAGUUCUUACCAUGCACAAAUGAUAAGCAGAUUGUAUCCUGCUCUGGAGAUGGAGUAAUAUUUUAUACCAAUGUUGAGCAAGAUGCAGAAACCAACAGACAAUGCCAAUUUACGUGCCAUUAUGGAACUACCUAUGAGAUUAUGACUGUACCUAAUGACCCGUAUACUUUUCUCUCUUGUGGUGAAGAUGGAACUGUUAGGUGGUUUGAUACACGCAUCAAAACUAGCUGCACAAAAGAAGAUUGCAAAGAUGAUAUUUUAAUUAACUGCCGACGUGCUGCCACAUCUGUAGCUAUUUGUCCACCAAUACCAUAUUACCUUGCUGUUGGUUGUUCUGAUAGCUCAGUACGAAUAUAUGAUCGGCGAAUGCUGGGUACAAGAGCUACAGGGAAUUAUGCAGGUCGAGGAACUACUGGAAUGGUUGCCCGUUUUAUCCCUUCCCAUCUUAAUAACAAGUCCUGCAGGGUGACAUCUCUGUGUUACAGUGAAGAUGGUCAAGAGAUUCUUGUUAGUUACUCUUCAGAUUACAUAUAUCUUUUUGACCCAAAAGAUGAUACUGCACGAGAACUUAAAACUCCUUCUGCAGAAGAGAGAAGAGAAGAGUUACGACAGCCUCCAGUUAAGCGUUUGAGACUUCGUGGUGAUUGGUCAGAUACUGGACCCCGAGCAAGGCCUGAAAGUGAACGAGAAAGAGAUGGGGAGCAAAGUCCCAACGUGUCAUUGAUGCAGAGAAUGUCUGACAUGUUAUCAAGGUGGUUUGAAGAAGCAAGCGAAGUCGCACAAAGCAAUAGAGGACGAGGAAGAUCUCGACCCAGAGGUGGAACUAGUCAGUCAGAUGUUUCAACUCUUCCUACGGUCCCAUCAAGUACUGAUUUGGAAGUGGGUGAAAAUGAAACUGCUAUGGAAGUAGACACUCCAGCUGAACAGUUUCUUCAACCUUCUACAUCCUCUGCGAUGUCAGCUCAGGCUCAUUCAGCAUCAUCUUCUACAGAAAGCCCUCAUUCUACUUCUUUGCUGUCUUCUCCAGUCAGUGAACAAAGGCAGUCUGUUGAGGCAUCUGGACACCAUACACAUCAUCAGUCUGAAUUUCUAAGGGGGCCUGAGAUAGCUUUGCUCCGUAAGCGCCUGCAACAACUGAGGCUUAAGAAGGCUGAGCAGCAGAGGCAGCAGGAGCUAGCUGUGCGUACCCAGCAACAGCCUUCCACUUCUGAUCAGUCUUCUCGUGAGGGCUCUUCACAGGACCCUCAGGCUUCAGAUUCUCCUUCUUCUGUGGUUAACAAACAGCUCGGAUCCAUGUCACUUGACGAGCAACAGGAUAACAAUAAUGAAAAGCUGAGCCCCAAACCAGGGACAGGUGAACCAGUUUUAAGUUUGCACUACAGCACAGAAGGAACAACUACAAGCACAAUAAAACUGAACUUUACAGAUGAAUGGAGCAGUACUGCCUCAAGUUCUAGAGGAAAUGGGAGCCACUGCAAAUCUGAGGGUCAGGAGGAAUCCUUGGUCCCACAGAGCUCCAUGCAACCAUUAGGAGGAGAGAAUGAAGCAAAAGCUCCUGAAGAAUCAUCAGAGGAUGUGACAACACUUCAGGGAGGUACGUCUGCAGAAAGCACAGUUCAGAACAGUAUAGAUAUAGCACAAUCAGAUAAGUUUACUUUUGAGCCAUUGGAUUCCGGUUCAGGAGAAAGGAAUGACUUCAAUCUUGAUAGCCCUUGUGGGGUUCCCGAAGAAUCCACUUUGUCUGAAAAAGGCAAGGAACCAGGAACUUCAGAUCAAACUAGCACUGAAAGUGCUACCAGUCAGAGUACCAGCAAUCCCGAACCUCAAUCACAAACAGAAGCCAUUGGGCCUUUGGCUCAUGAGGAAACAUUGGCCAGGGACUCUGCUCUCCAGGACACAGAUGACAGUGAUGAUGACCCAGUGCUGAUCCCAGGUGCAAGGUAUCGAGCAGGACCUGGUGAUAGACGCUCUGCUGUUGCCCGAAUUCAGGAGUUCUUCAGACGGAGAAAAGAAAGAAAAGAAAUGGAGGAAUUGGAUACCUUGAACAUUCGAAGGCCACUAGUAAAGAUGGUUUAUAAGGGCCAUCGCAACUCCAGGACAAUGAUAAAAGAAGCCAAUUUCUGGGGUGCUAACUUUGUAAUGAGUGGUUCUGACUGUGGCCAUAUCUUCAUCUGGGAUCGUCACACUGCUGAGCAUUUAAUGCUUCUGGAAGCUGAUAAUCACGUGGUAAACUGCCUGCAGCCACACCCGUUUGACCCAAUUCUAGCCUCGUCUGGCAUAGAUUAUGACAUAAAGAUCUGGUCACCCCUAGAAGAGUCAAGGAUUUUUAACCGAAAACUCGCCGAUGAAGUUAUAACUCGAAAUGAACUCAUGCUGGAAGAGACUAGAAAUACCAUUACAGUUCCAGCCUCUUUCAUGUUGAGGAUGUUGGCUUCACUGAAUCAUAUUCGAGCUGACCGGUUGGAGAGUGACAGAUCAGAAGGCUCCGGUCAGGAGAAUGAAAAUGAGGAUGAGGAAUAAUCAGCUCUUAUUGGCAAGCACUUAGAUGUUCGGAAAUUUGUAUAAGACAUUUAUAUUUUUUUCUUUACAGAGCUUCAGUGCAAUUUUAAGGUUGUGGUUUUUUGGAGUUUUUCCCUUUUGGGGGGAUGACCUAACAUUGGUUUGGAAUGAUUGUGUGCAUGAAUUUGGGAGUGUGUGUAAAACAAAACUAGCGAAAUGUUUUAAAAACUUUUUGCCAUGUAUGAGGAGUGCUAGAAAAUGCAAAGUGCAAUAUUUUCCCUAACCUUCAAAUGUGGGAGCUUGGAUCAUUGUUGAAGAGUAAUUUUCAUUAUAGUGAAAAUGUUGGUUCAAAUAAAUUUCUACACUUGCCAUUUGCAUGUUUGUUGCUUUCUAAUUAAAGAAGUUGGUUGUUUUAAGAUA